Chinchilla lanigera (long-tailed chinchilla) is the source of this 2378-nucleotide messenger RNA. It is a transcript of the gene Ptpa, whose product is annotated as protein phosphatase 2A activator, regulatory subunit 4. NCBI's taxonomy places the organism in Eukaryota, Metazoa, Chordata, Mammalia, Rodentia, Chinchillidae. Gene Ontology annotation, molecular function: peptidyl-prolyl cis-trans isomerase activity; protein tyrosine phosphatase activator activity. Gene Ontology annotation, cellular component: protein phosphatase type 2A complex; nucleus; cytoplasm. The record is from RefSeq and is a predicted model, not a curated record. Gene Ontology annotation, biological process: mitotic spindle organization. The transcript is spliced from 10 exons. Bases 225 to 1196 code for a protein of 323 amino acids.
GCCGCCGCCGGCCGUUGGAGGGCGUGCUCCCGGCGUGCCCCGCACCGGCAUGGCGGCGGCCAUCGCGGGGGUGCCUUCGAGUCUCGCUUCUCUGUGGUAGCCGGUCGGUGCUCGUUUCUCUUCCGCAAGCUCGGAGUUCGUGGCGGGAGCUGGGUCAAGGGAGGGUGCGGCUGCGACGUUGAGCAGAGCCCGCGGAGAUCCGGGCCGGCUGCUGGCGGGAGAAGAUGGCCGAGGGCGAGCGACAGCCGCCCCCAGAGUCUUCAGAGGAGACUCCUCCAGCCACACAGAACUUCAUCAUUCCAAAGAAAGAGAUCCACACGGUUCCGGACAUGGGCAAAUGGAAGCGCUCUCAGGCGUACGCAGACUACAUCGGAUUCAUCCUCACCCUCAAUGAAGGUGUGAAGGGGAGGAAGCUGAGCUUGGAGUACACAGUCUCCGAGGCCAUUGAGAAGUUGGUCGCUCUUCUGAACACCCUGGACAGGUGGAUCGAUGAGAUCCCCCCAGUGGACCAGCCCUCGCGCUUUGGAAACAAGGCCUUCAGGACCUGGUAUGCCAGGCUCCACGAGGAAGCAGAAAACUUGGUGGCCACGGUGGUCCCCACCCACCUGGCAGCUGCUGUGCCCGAAGUGGCUGUUUACCUGAAGGAGUCUGUGGGCAACUCCACACGCAUCGACUACGGCACAGGCCAUGAGGCAGCCUUCGCCGCUUUCCUCUGCUGCCUCUGCAAGAUCGGCGUGCUGCGGGUGGACGACCAGAUAGCCAUCGUCUUCAAGGUGUUCAACCGGUACCUGGAGGUCAUGCGGAAACUCCAGAAGACCUACCGGAUGGAGCCAGCUGGCAGCCAGGGCGUGUGGGGCCUCGAUGACUUCCAGUUCCUACCCUUCAUCUGGGGCAGUUCGCAGCUGAUAGACCACCCAUACCUGGAGCCCAGGCACUUUGUGGACGAGAAGGCCGUGAACGAGAACCACAAGGACUACAUGUUCCUGGAGUGCGUCUUGUUCAUCACGGAGAUGAAGACCGGGCCAUUCGCAGAGCACUCCAACCAGCUGUGGAACAUCAGUGCGGUCCCCUCCUGGUCCAAGGUGAACCAAGGUCUCAUCCGCAUGUAUAAGGCCGAGUGCCUGGAGAAGUUCCCUGUGAUCCAGCACUUCAAGUUCGGGAGCCUGCUGCCCAUCCACCCCGUCACCUCCAGCUAGGAGGCCCGGGUUGCACAGCCACCCAGGCUGGGCUCCUGCGCCCUCGCCACCCCAGCCCGCCCCGCCCCCGUCCUCGUUCUUUCUGUUUGAUGAGAGGCUGUGUACUGGGCUGGGGUGCUGAGCGGCGUUUGAGGAGGGGACAGCGCUUAGGGCUGAAGGACCAAAGUAUGGCCAGUGUCCUGACCUCUGUUGGCCAGGCAGAAAGAGAGGGGCGGAGACCCCACUCCUGUUCCCAGCCUCCCUCUCCUCCCUUCUCUCCUGCAGUCGCACCGGAGACCGGCGGCUGUGGGGAGUGGCAUCUUGCUGUUCCCAUUGCUUUCUCCCCGCUUUGCCGCCCAUGCCUUAGAGAGUUGGAGUUCUGUUCCUUGCAGGGCGGCUGGCUGCAGGGCGAGUUCGGGUGGGUGUCUGGGUGUCCGCUGUGGGCUGGAGACGGAGGCUGGUCCUGGCCAUGGGCUGGGUGGUGAAGAGGCUUGUUCCACCCUCCCAGGCUCCUUCUAGAGGCUGCCCCUGGGCUCGGCUUUUGUGGGCCUGGGCCCUUGGCUUGGCCAAGGGGUCACCAGCUGUGGUAGCUGCCCUUUGGGUAGGUGCUGGGCUCCUGGGAGGGCUCAGUGGGUUGUGUGAAGCUCCCAGAGCUUUCUCGGCAGGGAGGGGCGUCAGAGACUCAGGGAGGGGCUUGGGGCUGAUACCUGCAGGCCUCCAGGCCUGGCGGCUGCAGCCACUGCUUCACUGCUGUGACUUUCCUGGGGUGCUCAGCCUGCUCUGCUCCCCUGGGCAGGUGGGUGCCGGCCUGGCCAGGUGCUCCUUGUCCUCGCGCCUGUAUGACGGGAUGGGGUGAGGGAUGGCUCUGAGUGCCGGGCUGGACCGAGGGGCAGCGUGGGGUGCUGGUGGGCGUCUGCCCGUUUCCUCCUGCCCUGCCCGCUGCCCUUCUCCACCCACUUCCUGGGUGUGGGUCUGUGGAGCCUGUGGGGAGGGCACGCUGAGAAGCACAAGCCGGGGGCUCAAGCCCGGACCAGCUGUGGUCUGGGCGGAGAGUGAGACAGGAUCGAGAGCCCCAGAUGCAGAUGCGGAGAGGCAGGUGCAGCCUCCUCCCCGGCCAGACCAUCGCCUCCUGGCUCCCUGUUCCCGUGGGCCCCACCCUGCGCCUUCGUUGCUGUUCUGAUUAAAGCCUCUGUUUGCACCUGU